Molecule: messenger RNA, 1231 nt
Organism: Onychostoma macrolepis
Lineage: Eukaryota; Metazoa; Chordata; Actinopteri; Cypriniformes; Cyprinidae
Exons: 6
Coding region: 245-868 (207 amino acids)
Source: RefSeq, a predicted model, not a curated record
CACGAUCCCCAUUGGAUACACCAGCCAACGUGGAUUACAUUACAGUUCAGGAGUCUGACAUCUUCACCUGUCUUGAUCUCAACUGGAAAGUCAGAAACAAAGAGAAAGGACUUUGCUGACGUCACCAGGAAACUAGAAUAAAUACAAAGGUGAGGACCAGAGCGAAGACAAAAAGAAGGAAGAACGGAAUGAAGCAGGUGUAUCAGCAUUCAAGUACAUUCAUUUAGUCACUCUGGAACUGAGUAUGGCCCGUGCUUUGCAGUAUUGUUUUCUGAUCCUGAUUUUCGGCAUUCCAAUGCACGAAUGCGCAGCGGUACUCCUAAAUGGCAGCUGUGUACCUGUGGAACCCUGUUUUGACCUGAGUGUGAUGGCUAAUAUAGCUGAGCAUGUCAGCAAAGAUGUGAUAGCUGCGGAUGGUGAGAACAUCCUCCUGAAGCACAGCUCCUUUGACAAAAUUCGGAAAAAGAAAAAUCUUCACAGCUGUGUCCUGCAGAAGAUCAUCAAUCUAUUUCAAAAUGUUCUUGAAAAGACAAAUAAGAACGACGUCCAUAAAGAGGAGGGAUUAAACCAUCAUCUUGAGCUUAUACACAUUAUGGAUCAACUCAGAAACUGUGUGUAUAAGACAAAAAAUAGAUGCAAAAACCUAUAUAAGAUGUCUGACAAAACCACAACUCCCUUUCCAAUGAUUUCGGAGAAAAACAUGAACGCAAAUCAGCUUGCUGUCUUACAGCUACAAAAACUGAAGUCUGUCAGUAAGAGGCUCAAUCAUGUGCAGACCCAGGAGAGGGUUAUGGAUGAGCUGAAGUCCCUCCAUCUCUACAUGCAGGGAAAAGGCUUCCGGAAAAAUACACGAAUGACUAAGGAGUAGCAUGGUGUUUCAUGAAUUCUGGCCUACAAUGUGUUAUGUCAGUUUUCUGCCUGAUCACUUUAAGAUGUGCCAGUUUAAGCAGGGACAGAAUAACAAGCUAUCUCUUCUGAAUGAGACCAAACUUAUUUUCCUGACCUUUUGUUUCUAAUAAGGUAUUUUAGUUGUUCGUGCUUUUAGUGCAAAUGUCUUUUUUGCUUUUUUAAAGUAAUGAGUAUUUAAACAGUAUAUGCAUAUUGCUUACGUACUUUCGGUGAAAGAUUGAGUGUACUGCAGUAAACGCAGGUGAGAAAAUAGACAAGAUAUAGAUAAUUUUGUCAAUGUAAACAUGAAAUACAUGUUUUUCUUUGUUUUCUAUUGCAUUCA